Coregonus clupeaformis (lake whitefish) is the source of this 5395-nucleotide messenger RNA. RefSeq names its product nucleus accumbens-associated protein 1-like. The record is from RefSeq and is a predicted model, not a curated record. Lineage: Eukaryota; Metazoa; Chordata; Actinopteri; Salmoniformes; Salmonidae. The transcript has 8 exons. Bases 682 to 2355 code for a protein of 557 amino acids. Gene Ontology annotation, molecular function: DNA-binding transcription factor activity, RNA polymerase II-specific; protein binding; RNA polymerase II cis-regulatory region sequence-specific DNA binding. Gene Ontology annotation, biological process: regulation of transcription by RNA polymerase II.
AUGACCUGUUGAUGUCGGUAAAAUGGAGUAUAGCAGUGGGAGUCAUUUCCCCAUCCCAAAAAUAUUUAAAUAAAUACGAUUUGGAAUUGAUAGCGGACACCGUGGGACAACUGUCAACCUCAUCGAUACAGUUUGUGACAAUCGGUUGUCUUUAAUUAUUCGUAAAUCGCGGAAGCAGCGGAUACUGUGCGGUUGUCUGAGUGCAUGAGGUGGAUGGUGCGCUGGGGCGAACCCAAAAUAUUUUAGCAGUGCUAUGUUAGCUUGCUAGUUUAGCUAGCUUAGCUAGUCCUGACAGGCACCCGAUUCACAGGCCUGCGGAUGGGAUGCGUAUAUUGCAAUGAAAGACGGGACUAAAAGCGACAGAUGUGGACUUUUUCAAACUGAUUAAAAUCCGUUAUUAUAUCGAUAUACUUUUUUGAAAGCUGGCAAACGCCGUGGCGCUCCUGGAUCGCGUGUUGUUGCAUUCACUGCCAUUCUCUGCCGCCCCCCGGCCCGUGCCAGUGGAGCACUCCGAGCGGGCAGACUGGCACACGGCGCGGCGGUCAUCUCCGUACACAGACAGCUAUCGCCGCCGUUUGAUAUUGCAUCCUGGUUAAAACGCAACUCACGGGAGAUACAAUUUGUAGCUAGUAACAGCUAGCUAUCACUUAAGAGACCCUGUGGUGGUGUGCGUAGCGCACCAUGGCCCAGACCCUUCAGAUGGCGAUUCCUAACUUUGGCAACAACGUCCUGGAGUGUCUGAACGAGCAGCGUCUCCAGGGGCUCUACUGUGACGUCUCCGUGGUCGUCAAGGGACACGCCUUCAAGGCUCACCGUGCCGUGCUUGCGGCCAGCAGCUCUUACUUCCGGGACCUGUUCAGCACUGGGGGAGGCAGUGGCUCCAAGACCCCCACGGUGGUGGAGCUACCCCCUGCCGUCCAGCCCCAGAGCUUCCAGCAGAUCCUGGCCUUCUGCUACACAGGCCGCCUCAGCAUGACGGUGGGGGACCAGUUCCUCCUCAUGUACACCGCAGGCUUCCUGCAGAUCCAGCAGAUCAUGGAGAAGGGCACUGAGUUCUUCCUCAAGGUUUCCUCGCCCAGCUGUGACUCCCAGGGCCUGCAGGCCGAGGACGCUCCGCCCUCCGAACCCCAGAGCCCCGUCACUCAAACCGUUGCCGCGGGGACCAGCAGUCGGCCCGCCUCCUGCCUUACGCCCCUCCCCCUCGUGUCGCGGGUGAAGACGGAGCAGCAGGGCAACCAAUCAGAAGCCUCGCCCUACUCGGUGGUGUGCACCCCUGUGGCCAAGCGCUUGUGGGAGGGCGGCAGCAGCCGAGACGGGGGCGGAGGGGGCUCAGGGGGAGGCGGGUCCAGGAAAGCCGCCCGCUUUUCCCAGGAGUCCGUGCGAGGGAGUGCCAUCCAGAGCUCGGGGGCGCUGGCACUGGCCAUGGGGAUGGGCGCCAGCGGGGCGGGGCAAGGAUCAGGGGUCGGGGGUCACGGCAGCGGGUCCAACGGGAGUGUGGUCUCCAUGGGCAACGUGGCAUCGGAGGGCGCCAGCCCGGGCACGAUGAGCGCCUACACCAGUGACUCACCUAUCAGUUACCAUGAUGAGGAGGAAGAGGAGGAGGUGACGGAGGACCAGACAGAGGAGCAGUACAGGCAGAUCUGUAACAUGUACACCAUGUACAGCAUGCUCAACGUGGGCGCCGCAGCUGGUGAGCGUGUGGAGGCCCUGCCGGACCACUCAGAGACCCGGGGUCGUAUGCGGGGUCGCCAAGACCUGUCGUCUCUCCCCGCUGAGCUCAUCACACAGAUAGGCAACCGCUGCCACCCCAAACUGUACGAGGAGGGUGACCCCGCAGAGAAACUAGAGCUCGUCUCAGGUACGUGUGUGUUCAUAUCUCGAGCCCAGCUGAUGAACUGUCAUGUGAGUGCAGGGACCAGACACAAGGUGUUGCUCAGGAGGCUGCUGGCUGCCUUCUUUGACAGGAACACUCUGGCUAACAGCUGUGGAACAGGAAUCCGCUCCUCCACUAACGACCCCAGCCGCAAGCCCCUGGACAACAGAGUGUUGCACGCAGUCAAAUUCUACAGCCAGAACUUUGCCACGAGCUUCAAGGAGAGCGAGAUGAACGCCAUCGCGGCAGACAUGUGCACCAACGCCCGCCGCGUCGUCCGCAAGAGCUGGAUCCCCAAGCUGAAGCUGCUCAUGGCCGAGGGCGACGCGUACUCCGCCUUCCUCCCUGACGCCAAGAUGGAGGCUGACGCCCUAGGGGCGGAGCCAAGCUUUGAACCCAACUCCCUGGAGGGCGCCGAGACGGGCGGCUCGUCCGGCGAAUCGCUGCAGGGGGUGGGCAGCGACGGAGGCACUUUGUUUUAGAUGGGGAGGUGGAGUACAGAAGUGUUUAGAAGACGACGAUGAUGAAUACCUAUAUUUCCCUGUACUCCCCUCUUUCUUCUCCUCUGGUGGUGUGGCCCACCCCCCUGACCCUUUAGCCUUUUGAUCCUCCACCCCCGACAUGCGACUCUAAAACGUUGCUAGGGGAAACCGGGGUUGUUACCAGGAUGUUAACCAGGAAGUUAUGCUUUAAUUUUGAAAGCGAGAGUCCAAGCAAUCGUAACUUCCAAGAUGGUUUCUACUGUAUGUUGGUAUGGGGGUAGAGAGAGGGUGAUGGGUUUGUGGGGAUGGGGUGUUAUUUUUUUUUGUUCCCAAUUUUUUAGAUUAUCUGUUUAGGUUUUUGAACCAAAUUCCUCCCUCUCCAUAUCAAAACACAUUCCCCUGGUUUUGAAUGUAGAUGUCGGCAGCAUCGCACAAUGUCAGUCUGAACGAUUGUAAACCAACCUCUUGAGGAUAAACAAACCGACAGAAAGAUAACUUACUCUAUGGAUAUGAGAGAGACUGUAGUUUCUCUCUAGAAUGAAAGAAAGAGAAAAGGGGAGGGAGGGAGUGAUAGAGACCCCUACCCCACCAGUCCUCCUCUGACCAGAACAAAAUGAUCAUGCCCUCAGUUUUAAUGUACUGUCUCUCUUCUUGUAUCUUUUAUUAUCACAGCCCGUUUCUCUGUUUGUAACAUGCUAUGGAGCCAGAGAUGGGGACUACAGGUUGUACCAUGAUUGUAAAGAAAUCCAAGGGGAACAGAAAAAGACGGUCAUAUCUUUUGAAUAUGUAUUUAUACAACUGUGGGUGUGUACAGAAAGAAAGGGAUUGGUUUUACAUUUCUGUUGUUUUAUUUAUUUUGAACAGCUGUUUUUGCAAAGAAAGUCCUGCUCCAAAAAAUAAGAUUUAAAAGCAAAUAAGGAAAAGUGCUAUUUUUGCAUAAAAAUAUGGUGUUGAUCAAGUGGUCAGAAAAGUCUUAAAGUAGGGCCUUUUGGGUUUUUUGUUUUGACAAACUAUUGAACUGAAAAAUAUCUGUUUUUAAGACAGAACUGGGCACUUUCUACCUGCGGCAAUCCAAUAUAUCUUAUUAUCUUAUCAUCUUUUCUCUAUGGAAAUGGUCAAGAAGCCUAUCUAUGUGGCUGGACUGUUGACGACGAUGACUGACUGACUAUGUUAUGCUUGCUAGCGAGCUAGCGACACUACUAUGCUAGCUAAACUGCUUACUCGAAAAUCACGGCUAAAUGUAGAAAUGCACAGCUUGAAUCGACUGCUGCAGCUAUCGGGCUAGCUAGCUAACCCCUCCUCCGUGUUGGUUAGUGACGUGCUCCGACGCAAACUACUGACAUCAUUACACAUCAUGAGGUGGUGAUUCAACAACCGGAAAACAUUUAGAAUAAUGGAAUGUGCCUUUUUUAUCGACAUGGGAUAUGCAGGGGUGGGUCCUGCUUAUGUUGAUGUUGGGAAGGAGGGGGUAGAACGGGUGGUAAAAGGUGGUAGGUCGUUCUGCUGGAGACAGAGGUGUAACACACGUGUCCCAAAGAGAGAUGGGGUGAGGUCAGGGGGAUUGGCAUUCCGGUGGAGUGUGUGGGUGUGUUUUUAACAGUCUUUAUAUGUGCGAGAGCAAGCAAUUGUGUUCAUUCCUUGAAUGUGACUGAAAAGCAUAUUUGUUCCUGUGUGAUUGAUGUGUAGGUGAGUGUGCUUUAAGUGUGUGUGUCCUCCACCUGGUAGUGUUUUGGAUUGGUUUAAGACUCCCUCUGCUGGGACACUUGUCUAUGUGGACGAUGACCUACACCAUCUUCCAUACACCUUUGCAAUCAAAAAGAUAUCUUCACAAGUGUCAGUGAGACGCCUUCAGAUAGAAAUGUGAUGUAUAGCGCGGACACAAUUCACUUUUAUCCAUACGGCAGAGAAGCAGGGCCACUCUAUGCAUUACAUUUCUAUGUCCUGAUUGCUGUUGUAUAACUACUCCCUCUCAUGUUUAGAAAAUCCAAAAUGGACAAUGGUGUUUUUUGUGGUUUGACAUGGUUCUGCACUUUCCUUGAAAGGGGAAGUCAAAGCACCUUCCUUGAGAUGUUAAAGUGGAGGUGAAGCACCUUUUUAUAUGAGAUGAACCCAUGGUUCCUGCACCUUUGAUAAAGGGUUUUGAUGGGUCGUGUGGAGAAUCAACCCUAGGGUCAUGCAAAGGUAUGGCCUUGUUCAAAUACUUCUAAGCGGCAUCCUUCCUCCCUUUCCUUGAUGUAAGCACUUCAGGGAAGAGAAUAAAGGAAGGGUGCAUUUAGAGAGUAUUGGAACAUAGCCUGCGUCUCAGAUCUGUGGAUGUGGGAUGCGCUGGGAUGACUCCAGUUGUAAAUAUUGAGAAGACCGUUGAGCUGACUCUUCUACGCUCGUCUAGGAUAGUGAUUUCCUAUGUAGGAUGUUUGUGAUUGUGUAAAAGUGUGGAAGGGAUGAAAGAGGACCGUUUUUAUAUUUUUUUGUUGUUCUUUUUUACUCGGUCUCUCGUGUUGUGUGUGUGUGAGCUCCCAGCAUGCAUUUGACCUAGAGAUCAGAGGUCGGAGGAGAAUGAGGAUGAUGGUUGCUUUGGUCUUAAAGUACUGGCCUAAUGUGCUGCUGAGUUAGUGACUGAAGGGGAGGGAAGAGGGGUGAUGUUGUUUAGGGAGAGAGGUGUCAUGCUACAGACUCUCUCUCCAUCAGAAUGUUGUACAGAAAAAAAUAGUCAUUUUAAAAACAGUUUUUUGUAUUGCUUAUGUUUUCUCUUUUCUCUAAAGAAACAUGUACUGUAGAGACCUAAAAUAAAUGCUACUAAUUGAAGGUGGUGAACGAUUUGCCAACUUCUUGCUGAAGAAAAAACAGGAAAAGGAAAGAAAGAUAACUUUACGACAGCUAGACAGAGCACCGAUAGCUAGACAGAGCACCGUAUAUUUUUCUAUUUUUUUGUGAUGAGGGUUCCAUGAGAGGUUCUUCCAGGGGGAGGAUGAUGGGACAGACUAGGGUACUGUACUGUCUCUUGUCUAUUGGGGGGAAUGAUUUUGGGGAGGUGGGGGGG